GUCGAAUUUGAUCUGAACGCCGCUCGAGGGAGUGAGUGUGUUGGCGAUGAGCUUCAGAGCUAACCACUGUGGAUGGUACAAACCUAAAGCCCAAGUAGCUGCAGGAUGAAAACAUGGCUGCACCCCUUCUUGCACCGCCAGGACCCGACAGCUUCAAGAAGUUCACCAGGGAAUCUUUGGCGGCCCUCGAACAGCGCAUCAAUGAGGAGAAAAAGAAAAAGCCACCCAAGCAGGACAGCAGUUACCGUGACGAUGAUGAUGAGAACAAGCCGAAGCCCAACAGCGACCUGGAGGCUGGCAAGAGCCUGCCCUACAUCUAUGGGGACAUCCCACGAGGACUGGUGGCGGUACCAUUGGAGGAUCUAGACCCAUUCUACGUGAACUCUCAGAAAACAUUUAUAGUGCUAAAUAAAGGGAAGACAAUCUUCCGUUUUAGUGCCACACCUGCCUUGUACUUCAUAAGCCCUUUGAAUCCAAUUAGGCGAUUCGCUAUUAAAAUUUUGAUACAUUCCCUUUUCAGCAUGAUCAUUAUGUGUACAAUUUUGACCAACUGUAUAUUCAUGACCUUUAGCGAUCCUCCCGAGUGGUCCAAACAAGUAGAGUACACAUUCACAGGAAUUUAUACAUUUGAGUCUCUUGUAAAAAUCACGGCACGAGGAUUCUGUAUAGAUGGGUUUACAUUCCUUCGAGAUCCAUGGAACUGGCUGGACUUCAUGGUCAUUUCUAUGGCAUAUAUAACAGAGUUUGUGGACCUGGGCAAUGUAUCUGCGCUGAGAACGUUCAGAGUUCUCCGAGCACUCAAAACAAUCUCUGUCAUUCCAGGACUGAAGACCAUUGUGGGCGCCCUGAUCCAGUCUGUGAAGAAGCUCUCAGAUGUGAUGAUCCUGACGGUCUUCUGCCUCAGUGUGUUCGCCCUCAUCGGCCUGCAGCUCUUCAUGGGAAAUCUCCGGCAGAAGUGUGUGAUCUGGCCCAUCAACACUACCGAGACCUACCUGGCCAACGGCAGCAGGGGCUUCGACUGGGACGAGUACAUCAUGAACGAGACCAACUUCUACUUCCUGCCUGGUCAGUUAGAUGCCCUUCUGUGUGGAAACAGCUCGGACUCUGGCCGCUGCCCAGAGGGAUUCAUGUGCAUGAAAGCUGGGAGGAAUCCAAACUAUGGCUACACCAGUUUUGACAGCUUCGGCUGGGCUUUCCUCGCUCUCUUCAGGCUCAUGACACAGGACUUCUGGGAAAAUCUCUACAUGCUGACCCUAAGAGCUGCUGGGAAAACAUACAUGAUCUUCUUCGUGCUGGUCAUCUUUGUGGGCUCCUUCUAUUUGGUCAAUCUCAUCCUGGCUGUGGUAGCUAUGGCCUAUGAGGAACAGAACCAGGCUACGAUGGAGGAAGCCCAGCAAAAGGAAGAGGAAUUUAAAGCUAUGCUGGAGCAGCUCAAAAAACAACAGGAAGAAGCCCAAACUGCUGCUAUGGCAACCUCUGCAGGUACAGUUUCAGAGGAUGCAGUAGAAGACGAUGGAGGGGGGCAUCUAUCGUGUAGUUCUUCAGAGAUGUCAAAACUUAGCUCCAAGAGUGCCAAAGAGCGCCGCAAUCGCAAGAAGAAGUGGCGUCAGAAAGAGCAGGAGAAAGAGAAAGGCGACAGUGAGAAGUUUGUCAAAUCCGAGUCAGACGACGGCAGCAAAAGGAGUCGCUUCCGGUUUCCCGAUAACCGCCUUGGUCGAAAGUCUUCCAUAAUGAACCAAUCACUCCUCAGCAUACCAGGCUCACCUUUCCUAUCACGACACAACAGUAAGAGCAGCAUCUUUAGCUUCAAGGGCCGCAGUAAGGACGUGGGCUCGGAGAAUGAGUUUGCUGAUGAUGAGCACAGCACAGUGGAGGAGUGUGAGGAGAGGAGGGGGUCCCUGUUCAGCCCAUACAGACGGAACAGCUACACCGGCUUUCACGGCAAGAGGAACAGCACGGUCGACUGCAACGGCGUGGUGUCUCUCAUUGGCCCUGGGCCCGGUGGACGCCUUCUGCCUGAGGUGAAAAUAGAUAAGGCAGAUUCUGAUGACAGUCCCACUACUGAGGUUGAGGUGAAGAAGAAGCUGUCGGGCUCCCUGAUGGUGUCUGUGGACCAGCUCAAUACCUCCUUUGGGCGGAAAGAGCGGGCCAACAGUGUCAUGAGCGUCAUUACCAACACACUAGUGGAGGAACUGGAGGAGUCUCAGCGCAAGUGUCCCCCUUGCUGGUAUAAGUUUGCUAACACUUUCCUGAUCUGGGAGUGCUCCCCUAUGUGGAUCAAGAUCAAGGAGAUUGUGAACCUUAUAGUGAUGGACCCCUUUGUGGAUUUAGCCAUUACUAUUUGUAUUGUUCUCAACACCCUCUUCAUGGCAAUGGAGCACUACCCGAUGACCCCUGACUUUGAACAUAUGCUGUCUGUGGGCAAUUUGGUGUUCACUGGGAUCUUUGCCGGGGAGAUGCUCUUUAAGCUUGUGGCCAUGGAUCCGUAUUAUUACUUCCAGGAGGCAUGGAACUGCUUUGAUGGUUUCAUUGUGACGCUGAGUUUAGUAGAGCUGGCUCUGGCAGAUGUCGAGGGUCUCUCAGUGCUGCGGUCAUUCCGUUUGCUGAGAGUAUUUAAGCUGGCUAAGUCAUGGCCCACCCUAAACAUGCUGAUCAAAAUUAUUGGUAACUCAGUGGGAGCCUUAGGAAACCUGACCUUGGUGCUGGCCAUUAUCGUCUUUAUCUUUGCUGUGGUGGGAAUGCAGCUGUUUGGCAAGAGCUACAAAGACUGUGUGUGUAAGAUCGCUAAGGACUGCGAGCUGCCCCGCUGGCACAUGAACGACUUCUUCCAUUCAUUUCUGAUUGUCUUCCGGGUGUUGUGUGGAGAGUGGAUUGAGACCAUGUGGGACUGCAUGGAGGUCGCAGGCCAGGCUAUGUGCCUCAUUGUCUUUAUGAUGGUCAUGGUCAUCGGUAAUUUAGUGGUGUUGAACCUGUUUCUUGCCUUGCUGCUGAGCUCAUUCAGUGCUGACAACUUAGCCGCCACAGAUGAUGAUGGGGAACCAAACAACUUGCAGAUUUCUGUUAUGCGUAUCAAGAAGGGAAUUGCCUGGUUUAAAGCAAAGAUGCGAAUUGUGAUGGCCAGUUUAUUAAGAAAACCACUUAUGGAGGAUGAGCAAAAACCACUGGAAGAUAUGUAUGGAAACAAAGUGAAUUGCAUUGCUAAUCACACUGGAGUAGACAUCAACCGUGACCUGGAUUACACCAAGAAUGGAAACGGGACUACCAGUGGCAUUGGCAGCAGCGUGGGCAAGUAUGUGCUGGACGAUGCCCACAUGUCAUUCAUCCACAACCCAAACCUGACCGUCUGUGUGCCCAUCGCUGUGGGAGAAUCGGACUUUGAGAAUCUCAAUACAGAGGACUUCAGCAGUGAGUCAGACAUCGAAAACAGUAAAGAGCUUGAUGACACCAGUUCAUCAGAGGGCAGCACCAUAGACAUAAAGCCAGAUGUGGAAGAAGUAGUUGUUGUGGAGACAGUAGAGGAGUACAUGGAACCUGAGCCGUGUUGGACAGAUGCAUGUGUGGCCAAAUACAAGUGCUGCGAUGUGGACAUCACAAUGGGCUGGGGGAAGAGCUGGUGGUUCCUGAGAAAGACAUGUUACCUGAUCGUCGAGCACAACUGGUUUGAGACGCUCAUCAUCUUCAUGAUCCUUCUCAGUAGUGGUGCCCUGGCCUUUGAGGAUGUAUACAUUGAACAGAGGAAGACCAUUCGAACUAUUUUGGAGUACGCUGACAAGGUGUUCACCUACAUCUUCAUCCUGGAGAUGUUACUCAAAUGGGUGGCUUAUGGGUUUGUGAAGUACUUCACCAAUGCCUGGUGUUGGCUGGACUUCUUCAUUGUCGAUGUGUCUAUAGUCAGCCUUGUAGCUAAUGCGCUGGGCUACUCCGAUCUAGGGCCCAUUAAAUCACUCAGGACACUAAGGGCCUUGAGACCCCUCAGAGCCUUGUCACGUUUUGAAGGGAUGAGGGUGGUAGUCAACGCCUUGGUGGGUGCCAUCCCUUCCAUUAUGAAUGUGUUGCUGGUUUGCCUCAUCUUUUGGCUGAUUUUUAGUAUCAUGGGGGUCAAUCUGUUUGCGGGCAAGUACUACUUCUGUUUCAAUGAAACAUCAGAGGAGUACUUCCCUGUUGAUAUCGUCAACAACAAAACACAGUGUGAGGAGUUUAUGAGAAAUAAUUUUACGGAGGUCCGGUGGAAGAAUGUCAAGAUCAACUUUGACAAUGUGGGAGCCGGAUAUCUGGCCCUUCUACAAGUGGCAACCUUUAAGGGUUGGAUGGACAUCAUGUAUGCAGCUGUUGAUUCGAGAGAUGUGGAACAGCAGCCGGACUAUGAAGUCAACAUUUACAUGUACAUCUAUUUUGUAAUUUUCAUCAUUUUUGGCUCCUUCUUCACUCUCAACCUGUUCAUCGGUGUGAUCAUUGACAAUUUCAACCAACAGAAGAAAAAGUUUGGAGGUCAGGAUAUCUUCAUGACAGAGGAACAGAAAAAAUAUUAUAAUGCCAUGAAAAAACUAGGUUCUAAAAAGCCUCAAAAACCUAUUCCGCGGCCACAGAACAAGAUCCAGGGGAUGGUGUUUGAUUUUGUGACACAGCAGGUCUUCGACAUCUCGAUCAUGAUCCUCAUUUGCCUCAACAUGGUGACCAUGAUGGUGGAAACAGACGAUCAGUCCGAUGAAACAGAGAUGGUCCUGUACUGGGUUAACUUCAUCUUCAUUGUAGUCUUCACAAUGGAGUUCCUGCUCAAACUCUUUGCUCUUCGCCAUUACUAUUUCACUAAUGGCUGGAAUAUUUUUGAUGUGGUGGUUGUCAUCCUGUCUAUUGUUGGUAUGUUCCUGGCCGACCUGAUUGAGAAGUACUUUGUGUCUCCGACCCUGUUCAGGGUGAUCCGUUUGGCUCGUAUCGGCCGUAUUCUUCGUCUCAUCAAAGGAGCCAAAGGCAUCCGGACUCUACUCUUCGCUUUGAUGAUGUCACUGCCAGCUCUGUUCAACAUUGGUCUGCUGCUCUUCCUGGUCAUGUUCAUCUUCUCCAUCUUUGGCAUGUCUAACUUUGGCUAUGUGAAGCAUGGAGCAGGAAUAGAUGACUUGUACAACUUUGAAACAUUUGGCAACAGUAUGAUCAUCUUGUUCAUGAUUACCACAUCUGCUGGUUGGGAUGGUUUGUUAUUACCCAUCCUUAAUUACCCGCCCGACUGUGACCCUAACCUGGAGAAUCCUGGUACUUCUGUUAAAGGUGACUGUGGAAAUCCAUCUGUGGGAAUCUUCUUUUUCGUCAUGUACAUUAUAAUUUCUUUCCUUAUUGUCGUUAACAUGUACAUUGCCAUCAUUCUGGAGAACUUCAGCGUGGCGACGGAGGAAAGUGCAGAUCCCCUCAGUGAGGAUGACUUUGAGACAUUUUAUGAGAUUUGGGAGAAAUUUGAUCCAACUGCCUCUCAGUUUAUCACUUUUGCUAAACUGUCUGACUUUGCUGAUACAUUAGAGCACCCACUCCGUGUGCCAAAACCAAACACUAUCGAACUAAUUGCCAUGGACUUGCCAAUGGUCAGUGGCGACCGCAUUCACUGCCUGGAUAUCCUGUUUGCUUUUACAAAGCGUGUGUUGGGUGACAGUGGUGAAUUGGACAUGCUGAGGCAGCAGAUGGAGGAGCGUUUUGUGGCAGCCAACCCCUCCAAAGUAUCGUAUGAACCAAUCACCACCACCCUGCGCCGCAAACAGGAAGAUGUCUCUGCCAGAACUAUCCAGAAUGCUUACCGAGCCCACCUCAUCAGGCGUGGAAUCAUCUUCAAGCGCAUCUUUUCGAGCAAGCUUGAAAAUGGUGGAAACCAGGAAAAGAAGGAGAGCACACCCUCUACUGCCUCUCUUCCUUCUUACGACAGUGUGACCAAACCUGACAAAGAGAAGCAGGACGACAACCGAGAGAAGGACAAAAACCAAAAAGAUGAAUGGGAAUCUAAAUGUUAGUGUUUAAUGACUAUUAAACGCAAUGAUAUGAGACACUGAGCCUAAAAAUAUUGACCCAACAAAUAUAGAAAAGUGAAUAUUUGGACGUAAUAACAACAAAAUGGACAAAAAUUGUUUACAGACUCAAAUGCAAUUGAGGCAGUGUGGUUUCAUAUGUCGUCUUAGACAGCUGAACCAAAUGCAAUCAGUUUACUGAGGAACUUUGCUGCCGAGAGACCAUGUAAUGAAAAACAGAAACAGUAACUCACAGUGUGCUGGCCAAUGACACACAUUUCUUUGGGGACCAACUGCCAAGGCACAGAAUUUUGUUUAUUGAUUGGAGAAACUGCAUAUCCCUGCCACCACCGAGCGUGGACCACAGCAUAUUGUUGCUACACGACCAGAUCAUAAAGAUCCUCAAAGAACUGUCAAAGCAGUCGUCAGGAGGGUCUAAAACAGUUUGCCAUCAUUAAAGAAAAACAAUAAUCAACCAAGUAAAAUUAGGAAAGAAAUCUAGCAAGGCAAGGGAAACCCGGAAACGUAGACAAAGAUUUUUUUGUUUAUUUGUUUGUUUAGUAUACUUGCAUUUUUUCAUUCUUUGAGCAGCAAAAAAGAAGAACAUUUAGCCCAUGUCACUAGUCCUUUCAUCCUCUUUGUUAUACUGACAUUGAAGAAGGUAUUUCCUACAUGGGCUUUCACACUGACCAGUUAGGGGUCAUUAGUCAUUGUGUGGACUUGGGCUGAAGGAGACUUGCUCAGAUUGAGUUUCAAAUAAAUAAUUAUUGUGCUCGUUCAAUGCAUAGAAAUGACUUGCAUGAAGGCAUGUUUUGAUCAGGAGUCAUGCAUGAGUAAUCAUAGUUCACAAGACACUAAUUUUGUGACCACAGCAGUGGCUUGACGUUAGGUUUGAGGCUGUCCACUGGGAUAAUUAUGGUAGGAUAAAGAUUCUGAUUAUUGAUAUAGAGAUUUUGGGGGAAAUGGAGUCAAUGUUUUUGCCUGUGUAUUUUGCUCUGAAAGGAAUAGAUCUUUGAACACAGAAUUGUUUUUACAGACGAAGGAUGUAAGCACUCAUAGACAGUAAGUCCCAGUCUGCAGUGAGCAUCACAAACAGCAGUGUUUUUGCUCUGAAUGUUCUGUAGAAAAAUGUGGCAUGUAUGCGUGUUAGAUAGAUGUCUAUCCUCAUGUUGAGGACGCACAGAUUUGGAGGCCAUGUAUGUCUGGGACUUGAUCCUUCUUUGUUUACUUACAUUCCUGUGGUCAUGUUCCAGCAUUGGGAGAUAAUUCUUUUGCCAAGGAAUGAUGUCAGGCGCCAGUCAUGGUCUGUCAGUAGGUAUCCCUCUUUCAGUGCUUUUUGGACAAAGUGGCACAUGUGGGAUGUAAGUUUUUGUUUCAGCUUUAGUGCAAGUGAACAACACUGUACUUUUUAAUAAUUCAUUUUAUAUGCUUUUUUAUUUUAUUUUUGUCAUUCAAACUUCCAAGUGAGUGGUGUGGUAGGUCGUGCUUUUGGACAAUUUGAGUUGCCAGCUUUAGACAAAAAAAACCCCUCAGAGUUCUUCUCUGAUUUCCUUGUGAUGCAAUCAUUCUCAGAAAAGGUGUUUUGAUAAGUGAGAGAGACAGUGGUUAUACCAAACAGCAAGUGAGUGGAAAAUUAUCACAAGGACAAACCUUGUCGUGCCUCGUGUGUACGUACAGUGGAUAGUUACGAAGGGCUAGUGGUCUUGACUGCCGGAUAAAUGGACUUAACAUACAUGGUCAGGUCAUUCAGGGAGGUGGAUGGGUAAUAAUAAAUAUUGUGGACCAAUAAACAUGUGAGGCCCCUCCCUUCAGGGUUUCAGACUGACUGCCAUUAGAACAUCAGUGACGGGUCUGUGUCAGGAUGUGGAAAGUCCCAUGUCUGUCAGUGUAUCAUUGUGCUUCUGUGGGACCUCUAAAACACUGUGUGGUGUUUGACCCAGGCUUGCACCAUAUCUCACAAACUGUAGGCUUUCAAAUGCUAUACCCACGUCAAAACAGUUAGCCAGAAAUGCAGGUUGAAAAGCUGAAACCUGCCGAGAUUAAACCAUCAGCAGGCCUCAUGUAGAUGCAGCUAUGUGUAAAUAAACUGUGGGUGUUUUCAUUCAAACCUAAGGCUUGCCAGUGGGAGAAAGAUACUGCAUUCUUAGAUGUUCCUGCCAUUUCUUUUCUACACAGGAGUGAUGGUCCUAUUUCUAAUGGACUACUGGGGCUCUAGCCCUGUGUCCAUCAUCGCACCACUGCCAUUUGGUGUGUUUAACACUGCCUGUACCUGAAGCCCCUGUCUGUAAAGAUAUUUGAAGUCUGUUUACAAAAUGAGGUCUCGGAAUCAGUUUGGCUGCUGCACACUGAAACCAAAUACAUUCCCAAUAAAACCACAGGAGUGAGUAACUUCACCCAUGUUCAUCUUGGAUGUAACGUUUUAGAAUGAUACAUUCACACUUGAAAACAUAAAAAUGAAAAAGACAAAAAAGAAACACAAAACAUAUAGUAUAUGUACAGUGCAGGCUAUGAUGUAAAUGGCACAAUCGCUAAAAAAGAACGAACUUUUUGAGAGAAACUAUAAAUACUGUAUCAUAUUUUAUUUUACAGGCAUGCUUUGUUGUGUUUUUUGUAAAUAUGAAAUUUGAAAAAUGUUACUACUAAUAAUCAAAAAACAACAAUAAUAUAGAAUGGCUUCCAGCUAUGCCCUUUGUCACAUUUGUUACCUUUGGAUUUUUUGAGACACUUUACACUUUGUUGACGGAAAAUGAAUGAAUAUAGAUAUUAUAUAAUACAAAAGAUAUAUACAUGUAUACAUAUAUGUCUAUAUGUAUAUACAUAAAACAGGAGAACACUAUUUGUCACAUUUGAUUUAUAUGUGCAACACAUUGAGUGGAUGUCUAAAACUGGUUGUUUCCAGGAAUAACUCAUAUGUGAUGUUUCUGGAGCUGCUUGCCAUGGAUUGUAGCCUGUUCAAAAAGAAAGGAUGUUACCAGCACAUUUGUACUGUCCAAUCUCUCACUCACUGAGUUCACAGUGCAGAGACUGACCACUGCCCUGGACACACUCAGCUACAUUGCCACAUGUAAACAGAUACAGUCCUGCUUCUCAUCCUCACACCUCUUCUGUUGAAUGAUUUGUUUCCAAUGUAACACUCAGUGGCAUGUGCCUUUUUCUGCUUUUUCUGCAAAAUUGGAUGUCAAUUCCACACCGAAAAUUCUAUCACAACAAAAGAAUAGAAAACAAAAUAGAAAAUACAAACAAGUUCCAAUGUUUCCAAACUGUGGAGGGUGGGGUAUGGGGUGAGCACAACAAAAUUCAGGGAGUCAGAAAAACUGCCGGAGAUCAUCCCCCCCACCUCAUAUAAAUAUUCAACAGUGUGUCAUGUUAUCAGAAAACAGCUAACUCAAAAUAUCCAGUUUUAGUGAUAUGUGUGUCACCCACUUGGCUUGUGAAAAAGCAGCUUGCCUUUCUAUAGUCUGUUUCCUCUGUAUUUAUGUUUCCAUCUGAGGUUUAUUUUUGUAUCAAUAUUUGAUUAUAGGACGCUUUCUUUUUAGCAUGGUUUAUUAUAAGCAUUUUUGUUUUUCUUUUUGCUGAAAAAUUAAAAGUGCUUUUCAAACUGUUGAUAUCAUUUGACACCGUGAUAAAAAGAGGAUAUACAAUUUGAGGUGUGUUGCACAACCACUUGGUAAGAAUAUGAAAGAUUGUCUUCAUUUGAGCACGAAUCUUUUUAUUACCAAUA
Molecule: messenger RNA, 9705 nt
Organism: Periophthalmus magnuspinnatus
Lineage: Eukaryota; Metazoa; Chordata; Actinopteri; Gobiiformes; Gobiidae
Gene: scn8aa
Product: sodium channel, voltage gated, type VIII, alpha subunit a
Exons: 27
Coding region: 114-5990 (1958 amino acids)
Biological process (GO): neuronal action potential; membrane depolarization during action potential; sodium ion transmembrane transport
Cellular component (GO): voltage-gated sodium channel complex; plasma membrane; axon
Molecular function (GO): voltage-gated sodium channel activity
Source: RefSeq, a predicted model, not a curated record